Epinephelus lanceolatus (giant grouper) is the source of this 2441-nucleotide messenger RNA. It is a transcript of the gene sfrp1a, whose product is annotated as secreted frizzled-related protein 1a. The record is from RefSeq and is a predicted model, not a curated record. Gene Ontology annotation, molecular function: Wnt-protein binding. NCBI's taxonomy places the organism in Eukaryota, Metazoa, Chordata, Actinopteri, Perciformes, Serranidae. Gene Ontology annotation, biological process: canonical Wnt signaling pathway; non-canonical Wnt signaling pathway.
AUGAGGUCUGCUUCCGAAUCAUUCUGGAGGAUGAUCCGGCUGGCUGUGACAGUGGCGCUCAUGUCAGCGUGCAGAGGGGCAGAGUACGAGUACCUCAGCUGGAAGUCAGACAUGUACACCGGCGGGCGCAGCUACGGUAAGCCUCCCCAGUGCGUGGCCAUCCCGGAGGACCUGCGGCUGUGUGCCAACGUGGGUUACGACCAGAUGCUGCUGCCCAACCUGCUGGAACAUGAGACCAUGGCGGAGGUGAAGCAGCAGGCCAGCAGCUGGGUGCCCCUGGUGCACAAGAACUGCCACCCGGGCACGCAGGUCUUCCUCUGCUCGCUCUUUUCGCCAGUGUGCCUGGAGCGGCCCAUCUACCCGUGCCGCUGGCUGUGCGAGGCCGUGCGGGACGGUUGCAUCCCCAUCAUGGAGGCUUUUGGCUUCCCCUGGCCGGAGAUGCUCACCUGCGACAAGUUUCCCCAAGACGAUGUGUGCAUUGCAAUGACGCAGCCCAAUGCGACUGAAGCCACCAAGCCCACAGGUUACUCUCCCAUCUGCCCUCCAUGUGACAAUGAAAUGAAAACAGACGGCAUGCUUGAGCACAUGUGUGCCAGCGAGUUCGCUUUCAAGGCCAAGAUCAAGGAGGUAAAGCGAGAAAACAUGGACCGCAAGGUGAUCCUGCAGAAGAGGAAGAAGAUGUUGAUACAGGGGAACCUGAAGAAGAAGGACAUAAAGACGCUGGUGAUGUACUUGAAGAACGGUGCAGACUGCCCCUGCCAGCAGCUGGACAACCUGGCAAACCAGUAUCUAAUCAUGGGCCGGAAGGUGGAUAAGCAGUACCUCCUCACAGGCAUCCACAAGUGGGACAAGUCCAGCAAAGAGUUCAAAAAGGCCAUCAAGAAACUCAAGACCUACAAAUGUCCCGCCUUCGAGAAUGUCUUCAAAUAAUAUGACCCCCCCGCCCUCUUCCUUUGGUCGCAUUUCAUCCUACAUAUGAACUUGCACAAGCAUUAAAAAUCCCAAACAUUGCUUUCUAUUGUCCUGUUUAUAUAUCUAUAUAUCUUUGUAUAUUUACAGAUAUACUUUGAAAUGUCCAUCGUUAAGUUUUAGUUGAUUGUGGUGAGUGAUGACACCACAAAAGAGGGUCGGGUUUCCUUUAUUUCUUCUAACGAAAAGGACAUUGUAGUAAAAGCCCUUCUUCACAGAAAUCAUUUCCACUAUUUCUUUGUAGAUACAAUUACUUUGUUACCCUCUUUCAUUCAACAGGUCUAGGGAUUUUACUCAAAGGUAUGGAAGGACAUUUUGGGAAAUACAGUUUUGCUUUAUUACUGAGAAAUCAAUGGGAAGAGUGAAAACACUCUCAUGUCUGUACAGUAAAUAUGAAGCUAGAACCAGCAGAUGGUUAUCUUAGCCUAGCAUAGAGACUAGAAGCAGGGGUAAACAGCUAGCCUGGCUUUGUCCAACACUAGAAACCUAUAAAUUGAUUGUCCACUCGGACCACAAAUGGACUACAAGUGGAAACCAGAAUGCUUCCGUAACCUAAAAUCUUGUCCCAUUUUCUACAGAUUCUGCGUUCACAUGCAGAUAUCUGUGUAUAGAGAUUACAAUGAAUGGAAUGGCCACCGUGGCCACAUGACCACACCUACCCCAAAUUCCCCUUUCCCGUAUUUUCACCUAUUCUCAUCUGGUCACCCGCAUGCUAAUGUAAACUAACCAUCUGCUGCUCUAGCUUCGCAUUCAGUGUGCAAAUAUAAGAGUGGUAUUGGUCUUCUCAUCUAACUCGGUAAAAAUGUUCAGCUAUCCUUAUUAAUCUUUCUCACUGUGAUCAUAAAGUAAUUAAUCAUAAAACCAGUGAUUAGACUACAGUAUUGGCAGUUGCAGGUAUUUGGAGCUUUAAAAGCCACACUGUACAGAGCAGCUCAAUGUAGGGUUCCUGUUGAAUAAGUUACUGACAGAAGUAUGAAUGAGUGCUGCCGUCAGCUGAUUGAUUUGUCAAACUAAAGACUGAACUACCAAUCAUUUUGAUCAUUUUCUUCUAAUUUCCUCUUUUUGUUUUUACAUUUCUUUUCAUUACUUGAAAAAUCUAAAAGAAUUAUAACCACCAAUCUGCAUCAUGAGAUACCAUGUAGGCCUAUGUGGCAGAUUUCGUCAUUUCUUGUUGUGCAUUGUCACCUGACAUUUGGCCAAAUGAUGUUUUUUUACCACUUUUCUGUCUCUCUACAUCCAGUCUAACUGCAGUAAUCAGUAUUCAUCGGUAAUGGAAAACGCCUUGUAGUUAUACAUGUUUCAAAGUGCAAAAGUUAUGAAAGUGCAAAUAUUGCAAACUCUGUGUUCUGGUUUGUUUUGCUCAAGUGUUGCUGGUCAGUUUUAGCACUAUUUUGUUACAGAUUUGAAUGUCAGCAGUGCAUUGCUGCCUAUUACAUGUACAUACAAAUUUUACAUAAAUAUGGAAAACUGAA